UUCGCAUGAGCAAUGAAGACUUUCGAAGCUCGAGAUUACGCUCCAUCUAGGAGUUUCAGAUAUGGUAAGAGAGUAUGGUGUCUUUGCUUUCGAUCGAAGUGAAGUCGGGCUUUGAAAUACCGAGUUUACCCCAGACUUUUAGAUCGUUGCCGGAUUAAAGUUUUAGCGACAUCUUCCGAUUUUAGAAGCCAUUCGAGACGCAAGACAACGAUGAACGCAGCACUCUCAUAGCUUCCGAACAACAAUGCAGAGCUUCCCACGCCUGGUAACUAGCGUAGCUCGCAAAGAUGCAGCUGGGGUAUGCUCGUCAUGUGCGAAAGGGGGAGGGCGAAAUCAAUCAACACCAUUUUUCCAAUCCUCGAUGAUCCGAUCGAUAUCGAAUACCUCGAAACCUAGACAAAAUGUCGCCCCGACUAUGGAGCAAUUACGAGCACCAUUUCAGAAGAAGAACAGCUCGACAAUGUAUUAUGCGUUCAGUAUCAUUAUGGGGACAGUGGCAUUAUCCUAUGGUUCCGUGCCAAUGUAUAAAAUGAUCUGCCAGACGACAGGAUGGGGAGGACGACCUAUCAAAGCACAAGGUCACGGUGGUGCAGAUGGCGAUCCAGCAGAGCGACUCAAACCAGUUACCGGGGCAAAACGCAUCCGCAUAACGUUCAAUGGCUCUGUUUCCGAUGUUCUUCCCUGGAAGUUCACGCCUCAGCAGCGAGAAGUUCGGGUACUACCAGGCGAGACAGCAUUGGCAUUCUACACAGCUACGAACCGGUCGAAAGAUGAUAUCAUUGGGGUGGCGACGUAUAGCGUUACACCUGCUCAGGUGGCGCCAUACUUCAGUAAAAUUCAGUGUUUCUGUUUUGAGGAGCAAAGGUUGAAUGCUGGAGAGACUGUGGAUAUGCCAGUCUUCUUUUACAUAGAUCCGGAUUUUGUGAAUGAUCCGAAUAUGAAGGGCAUUGAGCAGGUUACCUUGAGUUAUACGUUUUUUAAAGCGAGAUACGACAGUGAAGGGCAUCUAAAGCCUUAUGCUUGAUCAAAUUAUUGUAUACUAGCACCGGGCGGAGCAUUGGGCGGCGUUGGGUUGACAAACCCGGUUGUAUAAAGAUACGUUGUCUAACAUAAAUUCUGCUCCUCUUUCUAUAAGUGAAUGCAGCUCUACUCGCCUG
Mollisia scopiformis is the source of this 1157-nucleotide messenger RNA. Its product is annotated as cytochrome-c oxidase assembly protein. The transcript is spliced from 3 exons. The record is from RefSeq and is a predicted model, not a curated record. Bases 245 to 1024 code for a protein of 259 amino acids. Gene Ontology annotation, cellular component: mitochondrial inner membrane. Lineage: Eukaryota; Fungi; Ascomycota; Leotiomycetes; Helotiales; Mollisiaceae. Gene Ontology annotation, molecular function: copper ion binding.